GUCUUCCUGCCUCAGCCUUCCAGGGUGCUGGGACUACAGGCAUUUGCCCCCACGCCUGGCCCUGCCCUUACUCCUGACACUCACCCACCCAAAGGACCCCGCAGAGCCUUCCUGCCCGCCAGCACCCUCCAGCCCCAGAGCCUGGGACUCCGGCCCUGACCGUGUGGUCACCAUCCUGGAGCCUUCUCCUCCAGGCAGAGGACAGCACCACUGUCCCCUCCUGCACCAGGCAGGGUGAGCAGAGCCCCACCCACCUCCUGCUCCUGACCUGAACUCCCACGCCCCAUCCUGGAACCACAUGGGGCAUGGCGCCUCAGGGAGCAGAGGCCCCUGAGCGCCUGGAAGCCUCCCCACCUCUCCAGCCAGGGCAGCCGUCAUGCAAGCUCACCCCUGCUGUGCCAGCUCCUGGUGGGUUUGAGUCCAGCCGUGCCUUCCAGUCCCCCCCUCCUCUGAGUCCUUGUCUCAGUGUCCCCACACGUGCCACAGGUCCUGCUGCCUGACGUCCGUGAGGCUCCGGGAGUGUCACUGACAUGUCCUCCCCAGGCUCUGGCGCCAGCCCAGACCCCAGCACCCACCCAGCCACUGCCUGUGCUGCCCGAGGGGGAGGCUCCUCCCUUAUCAGUGGUUACUGCCCUCCAUGGUUACACAGUAAUGUGAAGCCAGCCGCGGCCAUGGCUCAAGACACAGGGGCCACGAGGGAGGAAGGGUCCCUGGGCACCCCGGAGCCCUGAGACGACCAGAGCAAAGCAGCAGGACCCUGGGGCGGGAAAGCGGCCAGGCCGGGUGCAGAGAGAGGAGACUUCGGAGAUCAGGAGGGCAGCCACCGCCCCACCCGGGACACAACCCAGGACCGCGGCCAGCAGACACCAACAGGCACGGCCGGCGCUGAGGAAGCAGCAGGACAGGUGCCAGCCGCCCUGGAAGACCCCCCAGCCAGACUCACUCCUCGGUGGCCAGGCCCCAGGAGGGGGGGGCAGGGGGCAGAGCUCCGCUGCCUCCAGCCUGCGGCCACUUCUCUCUGCCCUUCAUCCCUGGGCAGCGUCAGGGGCCCGGCCUCGUCCAGGAAGCUGCUCUGCCGUGCUGAGCUCCGCUCCUCUGUGGCUCAGCCUUUGAUACCAGGCUGGUGAGAGCCUGGGCUGUGGACCUGGGAUAUAGCUGCCAGCCAGUCCCGGGGAGCUGCCACGUCCAUGAAGUCCCUGCAGACGCAGCGUCGUGCCCGGACAGGCCAGCAGGAGGCUCCCAGCCCCGCCUCUGCCCCGCCACCCAUCACCCUGGGCACAGAGCCCCAGCCCCUCGGCCGGCCAGUGAGCCCUCAGCCUGGCUCCCCUGGGCAUGGAGAAGAGUACAGGGUGCCUUGGGGCCCCCGAGAAGCUGGGCCUGUCCUUCUCCAUUGAGUCCAUCCUCCGGAGGCCCUCGGGCCAGUGUGACAAGACUGGGCUGGAGCCCCCGCAGGAACAGCCCCAGGCAGAGAGGAGGGUCCGGCGCAGGGCCCGCACCACAUUCACACCGGAGCAGCUGCAGGAGCUGGAGAAGAUCUUCCAGUUCACCCACUACCCCGACAUCCAUGUCCGCAGCCAGCUGGCUGCCAGGAUCAACCUGCCAGAGGCCCGGGUGCAGAUCUGGUUCCAGAACCAGCGUGCCAAGUGGCGGAAGCAAGAGAAGACGGGCAGCCUGGCCGGCCUGGGCACCCCGCAGCAGCCGGGAAAGGCCGCCUUGGCCCUGCCCCCAAACCCAGGCAUAGCUGGCCCUGUGCUGAUAGCCACAAGGCUACGAGGGCUGGCCGAUCCCUCAGGCUGCUCCCCACCUGCCCAUGGCCACCCAGCCCCUGCCUGGCUACCCGCCAGGGUCGCCCUCCUGCUCCAGCACCCUUGGGAGAUGCAGCCCCUGCCGGCCCCACCCACCCUGCAGCGCCCGACUGCCCUCUGUGUCCUGCCAGCUCCGCCCCCCAGCGGGGACAGUGUCUGCGCCACUUCUACCUAGGCAGCAGUGAUGGAAUGGCCACAGCGCCGGGACCUCGGGAGGAUCAGCCUCAUGGCCCAGUUGCUACACCGACCGCGGCAGCGCUGACAACAGAGGACAGUGGGUGCUGGGUGAGGGCUCCGGACGCCCAAGGCUUCGCAUCCUCUGACUGUGGGACCCCCUCCGCCUCUGGCCUCCCCUGAACACUAAGCACUGCAUAAGGUGACCUCAGGGCCCUUUUCUCCAUGAGCUGCGAUAGCCAGAGAGCCCUGGGGGCUGGGAAGUCGGUGGGCCCAUGCAGCCAUCCAGUGCUCGCUGGACGCGUUUCCCCAGUGCUGCUGAGCCGAUGCAGCCACAGCAGCUUGGUCCUCCAGGUGGCCGGAGCAUGGUGCGGACUUGUGCCCUGGGCUUGAGUCUGACCCUGCCUUUGAGGCUUCAGUGUGGACAUCACCGAGCAGGACACACAGCCUCCAGGGUCUGGUUGUCCUGCCGGGCUGGGAAGGCCUGGUGGCAGGUGGUGUGGAUGAAGAUAAGAAGCCUUUCCAGAGUUGCCAGCUUCCCUGGGGCAGGGGCAGCUGGAAGCCACCUCCCCCGGUCCUGGGAAGUCUGAGAUUUCAGUCAGUUCUUUGUGUCCCUGCAGAGCCUCAGUUUCCCUGUGUGUAAAAUGGGCCAGUGACUCCCCAGCCUGCUCUGCUGUGCCACUGUGGAGCACUACACUUAAUCUCAUGUCCACGGGGUCCUGCUUGCUUUGGGGAUGGGGCCUCACCUGAGGCUGAGCGGCCAGCAGUCAGGGAGCCCAGAGCCUCUGCAGUUCCCUGAGCCUGUGCCACCCAGGAGCAAGGAGCCGGUUCUUAGUCUCCGCUCCCUCUAACACUCCAAGCAGCCCUACCACGGAGCCCUCUGGGCCUUGGUUUCCACAUCUGGGACCUGGAGGUGGCAGCGCCAGCCAGGGCCCAGGCUCAUGGUGUGGGCCAGGCAUUUUGGCAUCACCAUGGGGUGAAUUUCAUCCUAUGAUCCACUGCCUCCUCCCUUAGGAUUUUUCCCCAAGAAUUAUUUUAUUCCCUUCAUAUGCACGGAACAAAGAAAUUGCUUUAGAACCUUAGUGUCACUUGCCCAAGCUCUCGCUGCCCAGUUACUGUGACAGCAAAAUGAGCUAGUGCCCUUGGCAUGGAGCGAGCACUCGGCAUACAUUAUGAGAAAAGUCCCUUCCCCAAGGCCCCCUCUGCCUUUCUGUGCCGAUCUUAACCACCAGGAGCCCAAGCGCCAUCCCAGGAGUGAUUAACCCAGUUUCUGAGAGGCCAAGGAACACCCAGAAGAGUGUGCAGAAUUCUGCCUGGCCAUGUGUUCACUUUCCCAGAAAAAGGGCCUCACUGCUUUCAUGAGUUUUCUAAGAGCUCUGAGACUUAAAGCUAAUAACCACGGAGUCCCUGUGGACACGCCAGCGCCAGGCUGGGCCAGGCUCAGGCCUGGCAGUGAGAACACAGAGAGGUUCAAGCAGAGCUGUUUGCAAAGGUGAAAAUCAUGUUACUGUUGCCCCAGUUCCAACAUGCUCCAAAAGCGGGUGUUGGGAAUGUAUCGCCAUGGACGCAGUGUCAGAGCCGGGCCUUUGGGGGUCGGAGGCCGAGGCAGCUCUGCCCCCGGGGCAAGGUCCAUGUCUCACGGUGGAAGCGGCUUCCCCACAGAGGGACAACUGGGGCCUCGCUCUCCUCCGAGCCCGCUUUGCCUUUCCAGGUGGGGUGACUCGGUGAGGCUCUCCAGACGCCAGCCCUCCAUCUCAAUUCCCGGCCUCCAGAAUCACGAGCCAAUACAUUUCUGUUGGUUGCAGAACACCACCCUGUGGCAUUCUGACACCACGGCACAAACUGGACUGGGACAGACAUAAAGUGGACAGGCGCUGAGCUCCGUAACCGAUGAGGGAAGUGCUAAGGCAUGGUAACCAGGUCAAAGGACAGAUGCCUGUGUACACAGCCAGGCAUGCUCAAGAGGAAUCACAGGCAUCAGGAGGCAAAUAAUCAAUUUAAUCACCCUGGACGCAAUUCUUUCUCAUUGCUGUUGACAAGAAUCAUUUGCCUUACUGACGGUUUUUCAUUAUCUUAAGCUAAAAGUAGCUCGAAGAUAAUGAAAGGUGCAGACAUCCUGGAAGAGUGUGUGAGGCAGAGCCCGUUUGUUACACGGCAGCUCUUCCUUUUCAUCUGUAGACUGGCUCUCCCAGGCUUCGCAGGCUGACCUCCACCUCGCAAGUCUCCUGCCUCAGCCUGCAAGUAGCUGGGAGCACAGACCCGGGUCCAGGCCCAUUCCCACUACUUUUCAUAUCCCAUUCCAACAGCUUUUAGGUUUCCCACCAUACAGUUACUUUAUCUCCUUGACUCUCGCUCUCCUGGUCCAUUAAAUGGGGGCCAGGCUCGGAAGCCAGCCGGGUGCCUCCACCAGUGACGCCUGAAGGUUUGCACACUUGUCAACCCAUGGUGCGAAUGGAAGAAGCUCCUACUCAUUGCUCUUCCUCUAAAACUUAAAAGUUCACAUCUGCAAAGUGCUUAGCAAUACAGUAACAUUUCUUUAAUGGCCACUGACCUUUCAUGGUUCUAUUUUUUAAAAAGCAAACCAAGCAAUAGAAAGUGGACAAAAGGCCAAGGCAAGAGUUUCAAAAGAAAACACAAAUGGAUACUAUGCCCGGGAGAAUGUUCUCAACCUCGGACAUAAUUGGAAAUGUAAAUAAGUAGCAAUGAUAGACCCACGGCCGCCAUCCCUCACCCAGGCAAGUGCGGCUCCUGAGUCGGCCUGAAAGGUGGUUUGGCUCCAGCUCUUCCCAGGCGAUUCUCUGACCAGAGACUCUGGCUGCACGAGUGCCCCUGACAAGCUCGUGCAGCUGCGGCCUACAGGACGCCCGACGCUGCCCCACAAGAGCCAACGCGGGUGCUGUUGCAGGCACCUCCCUUGGUGAGUGCCCACUGCGCUGUGUACCACAAGCCUCCUGGGAUGUGGGUCUCAGAACGCGUCCCUAGCACCAAGCCACAUGGGCUUGCUUGUCCGUCCUCUGCGUCAGAACACACAGAGGAGGUGUGGUAGGGAGGCGUGGAAGCCACUGAGGAGGAGCCUCUGGUGCUAGCUCACGGCUGCUCGGAGCACUGCACAGCCCACAUGGGCCUCCCUCUCAGAGAUCAGCACUCCACACACCCUGCCUGGAGGUGAGGCUGCCUGCAAUGCUUGAUCUCAUUCUGGUGCGAAGAGACAGGGACCCCUUUGCCCUUUCCACGGCCCAGGUUCCUGCACAGUCAGCUCUCCUGCCUGACGACUCACCAAAGCACAGCUGCUUGAAACCACCAGCAGCCAUGUCCUUCCUCUCGACCCUAGUCGGACCUCGGAACUGAGCUCUGCUGGGCUCUUCCUGGGUCUGUGCCAGCCAGAAAGUCGGUGGCCACUGAGUGGUCCAGGAUGGCCUUGCUCACAGGCCAGGCUUGGACAGCUGCUGGCCAGGCGACGGGACAUCAGGCCCACAGGAGGCUCAGCCGCUAUGAACUGUGCCUCACCUCUGCUAUGCACUGUGGUCUAACCCAGGCCCAGGCAGCUCAGACUCGGGGACAAAUGGUCAGCACCUGCGAUAACCCCGACUGGACGCCUCACUCCCACAGCUCCCAGCACCCUGUCCUGGCCGACACCCCCAAGCCUGCCCCUUCCACAGCCUGCCCCUGCCGCAGAAAGAGCCCACACACACUCCGCACUCUCCUCUGACCCCGCGGCAGACCCAGCACUCAGCUGCCUCCCUGACACCAGCCACCGCUGGUGCUGACGCCUGCAGCCACAUCCUGGCACUCCCAGCUUCUGGCCCUCGACCCGGCCUGGCCAUCCCUCUGCAGCCAAAGACUCGGACGAGAAUCCUCACUGGGCCCAGGUUCCUUUCCUUCUCGGGGGAGUCUGUGAGCCAGUGUGGAAGCCCUGGGUCCGUCCCCCCCCCGCCAGUGCUUCCAACCCACCGCGCUGGCCUUCUGUCCACCUGCAGGCCCUGCUCCGGGGCCUUUGCUCUUCUUCCCUCUGCCUGAAGCCUCCCUCCCUAGCUAUCACCUGCCUCCCCCUCUCCUGCGCCCGUCUGCACCCACAGAUCCCCAGCAUCCUGCCCAGGAUCACCCACGAGCACCUCCUAUCGCCCCAGCUCCACCGUGUAAUUCUGACAGUGCUUAGCAACACCUGCAGUCUGCCGCUUCAUCAGUCAGCUGUCGCCUGUCUCCCAGCCCUGGAAGGAAAGCAUAAGUCUAAGGACAUAUCUGAAGGGCACACUGCUGUAUUCUCAGGCCCAGAGCCAGGCCUGGCACGUGGUGAGCCCUUCACAUUUGUACACACGUGCACACACUUUUGUGCCUUCAUAUGUGCACUGGGCGCCCGCUUUGCUGCCCGCUCCUCAGUAGCCCCUUCUCCCAGCAGCCCCCACCCUGGCCAUGAGGUCGGGUGUAGCCCUGGGGCCUCUGAGGAGCUGAGCAGGAUUGCAGCAAGGGGCAGGGCCGCCUCCUGUGUGCCCACACACGGGUGCUGUGCUGGGCACCCCGAGGUCCUGCAGUCCACCACACUCGCUCGACGCCCAGAGUGGCAUCCAGAAGUCAGCCCCACCUUCAGAACAGACCUUGUGACUUCCACAUGCAGACUUACCUUAGGGACAGCCAGGCUAGCAAGCUGGUGAUGCAGCUCACCUGGGGGUGCUCAGAGCAGAGAGCAGUGACCCCGGCCAGGCCCGUGUCCCCCAGUGGGCGGACACCCCAGGCAGGCACAACCCUGAACCCAGUCCUGCUCACCCUGACUCAGUGCCCACAGCCAGGCAGAACCCUGUGGCCACUCAAGGAUGUCCCUGCUGGAAGCGCGGUCCCCUCCGAAAGCUGCCAUUGCCCCAGCCCCUGGAGGACGAGGUGGGGAGUGGUCUCGCUCGGGUCCACCACCCGACACUGGAAACCCUGCCAGACCCGGGAAUGGGUGGCCAUGUGUGCAUGAGCAGCCACCAAUGCGUGGAAGCGGAGCCAGCAUGUCCGCUGCCUGCGCCUCUCGCUCCCCUGCACUGGCACCUCCACGCACACGCCGCCAGUUCCCUCCCAGCCCUGGCCAGUCACAGCCACCUCCGGGAGGAAGUGGAGUCGCCCCAGACUGCGCUCCCGCAGCCUGGGUCUGGCAGCCCUGUCUGCCCCUCUCGGUGUCCCAUCUGUAAAACCCCACUGCCUGGGACCUGUGUGUCUGCCGCUGUCCUCACUGUGACCGAUGCCUGAGAAAAGCAGCUUCCAGGAGAGUUUGGCUGGGGGCCCUGAGGCUCUGGUCCACAGUCAGCGACGCUGGCUUUAGGCCCCACUGAGGCAGAAACGCCGUGGUGGGGCACAGGGAGGAGGCCACUCCCCUUAGGGCUGCCAGGAGCAGAGUGAGCCCCGAGGAGGGUCCAGGACGAUGGAGUCUGCAUCUCGCCCUGCAGCCCGUGCACGGGUGACUCACACACGGUGUCCGGUCCCUGCCCACACCCAUCACUGACAGCAAAGAGUCUCAGGGCAUUUGGGCCCGAGGCAGAGCCCCCUUCUGACCUCACUCAGACUCAGCGGCUCUGGGGGCGCCGAGCCUCCAGGCCUGGAGGGCACAGCAGUUGUCGAGACCGCUGUGUCCCGGGGAGACUGGAGACCAGGCCCCGUGUGACUCCUCGGCUUUGCGUGGGCCCAGCCAGCUCCAGCAGGAGCUGUUCCUAGUCCUCCUCUGCUCUUGGCCAAGCCAGCCUCCCACAGCACCGUGGUCAGCGCGGAAAGGAGCCACGAAGAUGCCCUGGACACAGGGAGACUUCACUGACGUGGGCGAUGUGGUACAUGGCACCCUGAGAAGUGUCCUCGCCCAAGAGAAUGGAACUCGCCUUCAACCACUCUCAAGACUCAGCUACACACCACAGGAAGUGUAGAAGUCAGAAGAACUGAACGCCAUGAAGACAAGUCGGCAUCUGCUGAGCAGAGGACACUGUGUCUCCAUCAACUCGGUGUGGGAGGAGGGCAGAGCGGGCUUCUGCGGGCAUCCUAACCCUGAAGAGCCCUGGACACAGUCAGAGGACUCUGAGAUGGGCUUAGCAGCCCUCCGAGCUGGAGAAGCACACCGCACACUGAAACCCAGGCGAGAGGCCUGCGUGGAGGGUUUGCUCGAAAUCCUCCCGCAAACACACACACACACUUCAUACCCCACACACACUCACACACAGAGCAGAGCAGGGAAGGUAGGAGUUCACUAACAGGCAGAGGAAAGCUACUAGUCGUUAAGUCCUGCCAAUGGCCAUAAGAAAAAUGUAAACAUUUAAAUGUAGUCAUUGGAAACGUUUACUUUGAAAAAGAAAGAAAAGGAGGGAGGGAAGCAGGCAGGCCAGGAAGAAGGACAGAAAAGGAUCUGGGGACAGGAGUGCUCAAAGCUGGCUCCUGCAGGUCCCAGGAAGGACGGCGUGGGGCGCCAGGGACCUCAGGUGGGACUGGUGGUGUGGGAUGGGAGCAAAUGCCUCAUGUGGCCCCACGGGGCAAAGCAGGCGGUGGGGGGAGUGCAGCCCUUCUGAGGUUGCCGAAGGAGCUGUGAAGCGUCCAGCAGUUGCUCAUGGUCGGCCCUCCACAGCCCAGGACCAGCGCUGGCCGUCGGAGCCCUGAGUGACAGCGGCCCAAUCCUGCCCUUCACCCGUGCUCCCUGCUCCCUUCCUGCUGCCCAGCGUGCUCAUUCUCCCCACCUGCCCCCGGGGAGCCGAAAGCCCAGAGCUCGGACCUGAUAGACGGGGACCACGGAGCAGCUGCACAUCACCUUCCACGGUUCCCUCCCCUUUGUGCCCAUCCACUGUACUCCAUCGGGAUGGUAGUGGCAGAGGUGCUGAGGUCCUGCCCCUGACACCAUCCUGUGAUGUGGGCAUCAGAAGCAGAGGGGGCGGGAGGGACCUUGCCUGACGUCACAUAGAAGACAUCUGACGCAAAUCGAGGUUUGCCUGAUGCUGAAUCCCACUACAUGGGAUUGAACCCAGGGCUUCAUACCGAGCUACAGCUGCAGUCCAUUUGUUGAUUUCUUAUUCUGAGGCAGUGUCUCACCAACCUGCUAAGCUGCCCUGGUUGGGCUCUAACCUGCAAUUCUCCUGCCUCAGCCUCCCAGGGUGCUGGGGUCACCUUCAUGCACCACUGUGCUGCUAUAUAAUUAAGCUAUCUACGUAAACUGUAUGCAUAAUUUAUGACGCAUAAUGCUGCGUGGCGCAUCUGUGUGUGCAGUGUGCAUGUAGCCUCCCAUCCUUCCCCGUGUCCGUUCUUUGUAGCACCGCAUCUGGCCUGCAGUAAACACUCAACAAACACCAGCUGAGUGACUCAGUCCUGCACUGGGACGAGUCUCCAGUCUGCCUGUCCCCACGAUGCCCCACGACUGUCAGCGUCAGCACAGCUGGUAAGCCCACAGGACUGGGCUGUGGAAUCCUGGAAGGGACAGGGGAACAUCCUCGCAGAGAGCCCAGAGUGGCAGGGGCUGCCCAGGCCGAGGUCGCCAGGAAUUCCCUGGGUGGCGGAGAGGCCGGAGAGGCCGGACCGGACCGGUCUGGUCUGGGGGAAGAGGCAUCCCCUCCUGGCUCCCUCGCAGUGCUCCAGGGCCCUGACCUCUGAGUGACCCUGGGCGAGACCUGCGCUGGGAGGAAACUUACAGCCCUGCUAUCUCCUGGAGGUAAUAAAGGCGGUCAUUUGGUGGCAAUUAGAACCCUAACCAAUUGAAGUCAUUUACAGCUCCCAACAAUUCCCCUGGCUGUUAUCGCCAGAACGCUGAGAUGUUAUUUGAGGGGGUCAUAAAGGCAUGGGGUGGGGUGGCAGGAAGAGAGAUGGCUGUGAGCCACCAGAGCCCACAGGUCCCGGCCCUCGCGCUGGCCUGGAGCUGGGACCCACAGCAGCAAGAGGAGCCUGCCAGGGCCCGGGCUCUGACGCAGAGACGACUCGGCCCAAGUGAGGAGGGGCCAGUGGCUCCAGCUCCGGAGCGGAUGCGAUCCCAGGGUCCUUCUCCCCCUUUUCCUGAUUUGCCAGUCCCUCUUCUCAGCACACAGUGAUGGCAUCUGUCGUGGGGAGUCGGCACCUGCGCACAACUCACCUAAUUCCCACACCCCCUGCUCCUUCCAACUCUCGGUCCCCUUCCCUCCGAGAAAGCUCUAUUUUCUUUAUGAUUUCCCCCUUCAGUUCUGGUUUUUUCCAUCCCUUUUCCCUCCCCUCAUUCUCCCUCCCUCUGUCUCUUGUUCACGCAUCCAUCUGAAAAGAUCUCCCAGCUUCCUGUUCAUCUCUGUCAGAGAG
This is a messenger RNA of Heterocephalus glaber (naked mole-rat), 10238 nucleotides long. It is a transcript of the gene Isx, whose product is annotated as intestine specific homeobox. Gene Ontology annotation, biological process: regulation of transcription by RNA polymerase II. The record is from RefSeq and is a predicted model, not a curated record. Lineage: Eukaryota; Metazoa; Chordata; Mammalia; Rodentia; Bathyergidae. Gene Ontology annotation, molecular function: DNA-binding transcription factor activity, RNA polymerase II-specific; RNA polymerase II transcription regulatory region sequence-specific DNA binding.